Molecule: messenger RNA, 3468 nt
Organism: Cordyceps militaris CM01
Lineage: Eukaryota; Fungi; Ascomycota; Sordariomycetes; Hypocreales; Cordycipitaceae
Product: serine protein kinase, putative
Exons: 2
Coding region: 1-3468 (1155 amino acids)
Source: RefSeq, a predicted model, not a curated record
AUGUCGUCUACUCAUAGACCAUUAAACCCCGAUACGAUUGAGUACCCCGAAGGAGACAACCAUCAGUUGAAGCUGUCUAUUCUGCAGUCGUCCGAGAGUCACGUCUCUGUCAAGGUACCUUACAGGGCCUACGUCGAGUACUACAACCUGGACAAGGUUCUGGAGUCUGCGCACAUCACCAGCAAAGAAGAAUCACUAUUCGGCCUCUACGCCUACCAGCUGACCGUUCCCAAUGGCUCUUCCACUUCCGCGGUGGGAAUUUCUUUGCCUGGGGCUCCCGGAACCAUUUCGCAGACUGGGAGUGAUGCCGAUAAGAGGAAGGAAGCCAGUGGAAAACAGGGCGGGACCGUCGAACUGUAUCUCGAUGAGCUACCCAAGGCGACAGCUGAGAAACUUCAUUUAAAAGCCAUCGGGGGGCAGGGGGCGACCACAAAGCAAGGUGCCGGCGCUUUGGGCGCGAAUGGCGACGGAGGCGACGGCGGUUCAGUCAAGAUCGUUUAUGACUGCGUCUCACUUUACGGAACCGGCAGCGAUAUUACAGAUACCGUCAAGGCGGUAAUCAACAUACUCGACAAGCUCCACAGGGGCGCGGCGACAUGGCCGGAAGAUUUCCAAACCAAGGAGAUACCCAAGAUUCUCAAUCUGCUGCGGACAAAGGCAGUCAUGGCCAGGCUCCAGAAAGACCGGGGAAAGUUGGACUCAAAGGAGGCGAUCGCUCGGUGCUCCAAAGAAAAGAUAGAGGCAUUGCUUUCCACCAUCGUCAUUACCUUGACGAAAAUCACAUGGUCUACCGAGGCGGACGAGCUCCUCAGUCACAUUGACAACAAAACUUGGCCGCAGGACUUUGGAGAUGAAAUCGACGACUUUCUUCACAUUCUAACCUAUGCAAUAAGUAAGGGCAAGAAUCCGGACCUGAUACCCUCCAACGUGAAGACUCAUCAAAACGUGGCCGAGUUGAAACAGGGAGACUUCAUGACCUAUAUUCAGAUCCUGAUUGACAUCCUUGCAAAUGAUGCGGGCAAGGAUCACAGCGCAAUGGUCAGCAGGGCAAAGGGGACUUUGCUUAAUGUCAAAAAGAGGACGUUCCCGUACGACUUUAGCGAGGACUUUCGCGUCUUUUUCAAAAUCCUCGACUCCCCAGAGCUCAUCCCGUGGAGAGACGACAUAGCCUCUGGUAUCAAGAGCCCUGAUGACCUUGCCAAGAGAUCCAUGUUGACUUAUAGACGCUGCCUUUCUAAUCUUGUCGAAAUUCUGGAUGGAAGGCCAACCGAGAUUGCCACGUCUGUACAAAGAGGGGUUGACGUCUCCGGAGGGAACCCCGGACUCAGCCUCGGCACUCCUGCGCCGGAUGGCCAAGUGCAUCACGGAAACGUUGGCACAGUCGACCUUGAUUGGAUUAAAGCCUUGGAUAAGACCAAAACCGAUGUCUGCUUUGCGCACCCUGUUCAGUGUCAGAUGCUUCUUGACCGGGCAAGCUUCCUCUUCUGCUUGGGCUCGGCCGAGUCCGUUGCGUCCAGCUUGGUCAUCCUCCAGCGUCUACAGCGUAGGCUGCAGCCUUUUGCGGAGCCCUUUGCGCCGGACAAGUCUCGCCCCUCGGAGCCGCUGCUCUGGAGAGCGUACAGAGACAAUGCCGGCUCCUUGUUCACCGUCGAGAAGAAAACGCCGGGAGACGCCUCCACGUACGAGGAGCCUCACGCGAUCCAGCAAUUUCGGGCAAUCCGCACCGAGGCGGCGACACUUGAGCAGCAGAUCUACUCUGGCCACAACUUCUACGGAAAGGGCCGCAACGAGGUCCCGCGCUGCACGUUUGCGUUCUACAGCGACUACAUGGACCAGGUGCUCUCUCAGCUAAAGAACCUGGAAGAAACCCUCACCAACUACCUGAACUACGACGAGCAGGCCGCUAAGGCGCUGGUAAACACCUUGGAGAAACGGCACAAGGUCUGCGAGACGAUCACAAUCAGCAAGGGGCUUGAGGAUGAGGCCAAGCGCAAUGUCGUCGAUCUAGGUCAUAAUAUCAAGUCAGCGGCAGUCACCAUCGCCAGUGCCAAAGCAACGCUGAUGAGCAAGUUGAAGGAUGCAGAAGAGGCCAUCAAGAAAGCCUUCUCCAUCGGCGGCGAGGAACUGGUCAACGGCCUCGGCGAGGUUGUUUUUGCUACAUCCAUGGGGCCCUAUACCGGCGCAGCGACCCUCGGCCUUCAGAUGAUUCGACUUUGGUCUCAAGGCGUUUCAAAGAUAAAAAGCGAUGAGACGGGCCUCUUGAUUAACAAGAGCUACCUGAUACAGCAGCUCGAGGAUGUGCAAGGCGGCGAAGACGGAAAGACUGGCCUAAAGAACAUCAACGAAGGCUAUAAAGUAAUCUCAAAGACCGGCAACCUAUCCCUGUCCGACCCAGGCGGCAAGAAGCUUCUCAUGCUUGAAUCAGAUUUCAGAAAAGCGCUGGGUGCAUUCAGGAGCGUGCUGGGCGAAAAGUACAAGGACGCCCUCUCUGCCUUUGACUCCCUUCAAAGUAUGUCUCUCACCCUUAGGGCUCUCUGGGAUUUGGGAACUCAAGAACAGGCUAACAUCCGCACAGCUAUUGUUGAGAAAAGAAACAGGGACGUCGUAGAGUACAACUGUGCAGUUGUGAUGCUCUUCAAAUACAUUCAAAAGCAAGAACAAUUAAACGCCACUCUGAAGCAGGUAAACGACAAGGAAUACGACGUGCUGAGCGCUCUCCACCCUGCCAUGAGGGCAUUCCUCCAAAAGAGGUACAAGGAUGUGGUGGAAACGACGCUGUUCUGGCUGUACAACAUGCAGCAGGCGCAUCGUUACCAGGCACUCGAGGAGCAAUACAACAGGAUCGGCGAGGUCCUCGCGACGUCCCCAACAACAUUCCCGAACCACGCCAUGCUGUUCGACGUUAAAAAUCGACUAGUGGGAGACAACAAGACCCUGGUCGCCAGUGUCGGACAGCCAAGUCAGACCAUAAAUCGUGUCGCGUACCAAGUCAAGGAUGAAAUACUCGGGGAUAUCCAGCGGGUGUACACGCACGGCAUGCGCAUGAAUUUCAAGGUCACUAGGCGUGAUAUCUCGCAUGGAAUGUACGACAUGCGGAUCAAUGCUGUGCGGUUCUACGCCGAAGGCGCCAAGACGAAAAAUGCCGGCGACAAACUUUAUGUCAGGUUGACGCAUCCCGGCCCGGAAACAUUCGUCAAGCGGGACAAUUCGUCGGUCACUUUUACGCAUCAACCUCUCACGGUGCUGUUCAUUUGCAGUACCAAGUUGAAGGAGCCGGACGGUCGUCCUCAAACCAUCUCGCAGGGGAAGAUUGGCUUGGAGGGCUCUCAAGACAAUCCCUGGGCGCGCGUCGGCCCGUUGACUACAUGGGGCGUAGAAAUCACCCAAGAGCUAAACGAGGGCUUGGAUCUCUCUGAGGUGAAGAAGGCCUACUUUGAGUUUGACAUCUCCUAUCGAACACAAGCGUGA